This is a messenger RNA of Spirodela intermedia, 4371 nucleotides long. The record is from the annotation of a GenBank genome assembly. Lineage: Eukaryota; Viridiplantae; Streptophyta; Magnoliopsida; Alismatales; Araceae.
AUGGCCGCCCCCUGCCCUCCCAUCGGGCACUCCGGCAAGUACUACACGCUAUUGUCCAACGGGACAUGCGUGCGGGACUCCAGCUUCUUCGGGGGCAAGGCGGUGCUCAACCAGGGCGUUGGAUACUCCGUCAUCCUGGGCUUCGGCGCCUUCUUCGCCUUCUUCACUUCGUUCCUGGUGAGCGCCACGCCCCACCUCCGUCCCUCACCUUCCAACCUCCUUUCCAUCCGAUUCUUUCCUGGUCUUGUGAGAGAGUACAGGCUGCGGUUGCCUUGGGAUUUCCUGUUUGUUUGGGAGAGCUUUCCUUCCCGCGGCUUGAGGGCUGGAAAGGAAGAGCAGUAGGGAUCGGGUGCUCCUGCCUUCUUCCGGCCUUCUUCCUGGGCCAGAGCCUCUGAGGAAUUCUGGGCAUCAUCUACCAGGCAACAUCGGUGUAGGUUUUCCCUGGUUCGAGCAUUACGUCGAACAUAACAUCUGUCCAAGUCAAGUUCAUCUUGUCCAAGAUUACAUUUGAGCAAAAGUAGUAGCCCACACAGGUCUAUGACAGUUGAUCAGACACUCCCCUGAUGGGGGAGGUUUCUGUAAAUCAAUACAAAAUCGCAACUUGACAAAGAGUUUAAAAUAUCGUCACACCUCUCCUAUAAAACAGCGAGUAGCUCUUCCGUACCCGUUGACCUUAACCCACAACUAGGGCUCCUACGUAAGAAGGCAGGUGGGGGUUGAAUCUUGGCCUUGGACUUUAUAUAUUCCAUAGUCAGCGCAUCUGUGGGUGGCUGUGCAGUCGAUCCACUUGCUGGUUGUCAAUUCCCCCAUUGUUAAUACCGGGCGAGGGCCGUUCUUCAACACCUGAUCCGGCUUUUGAGGGGGAGGGUGUGGGUAGGAGAGAGAGGAGGGGUCCUCAAAAUAUCCCAAGUAUCCCUCUUUGAUAUUAAAAAAAGGUGGCUGGUCAUAUUUUAAUGUUCUUCAAUUUUUUCUGGUCAACAAUCCUGCGUUGGUAAGUGUUCGCUCUUAGUUUUCAACGAGAGCUGUCUAGGAAAGUCAACCGGACCCGAAAUAUACUCAGAUUAUUAUUUAGGGGCAAAUAUAUUUUUUUGAGGUAUUAUCUCAUUAUCUCUGCUAUGCUUUGCCUCGUAUUAGGUGCAUUAUUUUUUAGGAAAAAUAAUCAUAUUCUUUUUUCUAGUAAUUGAAAUACGAUGAAAACUAUGCCCCUGUCAUCGUUAAUUUCAUUGGUUCCUCACCCCACUUGGGGUUUCCUUCACAUCAGCAUCGUCAUUAUUGGGUGUCCAAAUCAUUUUAUAAUAGUAGUAAUAAUAAUAUUAAUAUAUGAUUGGAACGGAUGAAAUAAAUUAAGCGAAUAAGAUAUGUUACUGAUAAAUAACUCCAUAGAUGUGUUAUUUACAUUUUAUGCGACUAUUACAGUAGCAAAUAAGUUAUAGUUUUAGAAAAGUCAACCGAAGGAACUUUCAAAUCUCUUUGAGCCGGUCCCAACGAUCCAUGGUCAACGAGGGCCCGCAUAAAACCCUAUACCGACCUUCUCGGGCAGUAGCUAAGCUCGACUAAGAUCUCUUCCCAUGGGCGACUAAUGACUGCGGUAAAUGGACAAAAUCCGAAGGGUUUUCUGCUGACUUUCUUCCCGCUGAUUUUCCUGCUGCUGUCUGCCCGCGUGCUCAGGUCUGGAUAGAGAAGCGUUAUGUUGGAGCUCGCCACACCUCGGAGUGGUUCAACACAGCUGGUAGGAACGUUAAGACGGGGCUGAUUGCCAGCGUUAUCGUCUCCCAGGUAAUGAUAAUAAUCAUAAUAAUAAUAAUGAGUUUAUUUUGUUUUCCGUUUUUAGAGUAAGAUCAGUGAAUAAUUUGGUUAUUUUUCUUCUCUCGAUUUGGUGUUGCAGUGGACUUGGGCUGCGACGAUCUUGCAAAGCUCGAACGUCGCCUGGCAGUAUGGGAUCAGCGGCCCCUUCUGGUACGCCAGUGGUGCUACCAUUCAGGUCUGUACUCUCUCUCUCUCUCUCUCUCUGCACGAACCCUUCCUUGGUAGAGGGGGAGGAGGGUGUGUAAUCCUCCUAGUUCCUGUGGAGCAGGUGCUUCUGUUUGGAGUCAUGGCGAUAGAGAUAAAGAGGAAGGCGCCGGGGGCUCACACCGUCUGCGAAAUCGUGAAGGCGAGGUAAGAGAGAUAAAGUUCCCGUCUUUCAUGGCGCAAUCGGGGAGAGGGCGAGUGUGAAACCAAACCGGGGCUUCUUCUUCCUUGGGCAGGUGGGGAACGGCGGCGCACAUCGUCUUCCUCAUCUUCUGCUUCAUGACCAACAUCAUCGUCACCGCCAUGCUCCUCCUCGGCGGCUCCGCCGUCGUGAACGCUCUCUCCGGUGUCAACAUCUACGCCGCGAGUUUCCUCAUCCCUCUCGGCGUGGUGGUCUACACGCUGGCCGGAGGCCUCAAGGCCACCUUCCUCGCGAGUUACAUCCACUCCGUCAUCGGUAAGUCUGCUUCUCCCCAUCCAUCCUCCCUCCUUCGUCUUCUUGUCAGUGUCAAGGUUUUUACGGCUUUAGGGUUUUUAGAUUGUCUCUGAUCAUCGUCGUCUUCCUCCUGACAGUUCACAUCGCGUUGGUGAUCUUCAUCUUUCUGGUUUACACCUCGAACAGCGAUCUCGGGAGCCCAAAGGUGGUGUACACUCGCCUCCUGGAGGCCUCCAGCCGGAAUCGAGUGUGCCAGGAGCCGCUCACCCACCCCGGGCAGAACUGCGGCCCGGUGAGCGGCAACUUCCAGGGCACCUACGCCACCAUGCUCAGCUCCGGUGGCCUCGUCUUCGGCAUUAUCAACAUCGUCGGCAACUUCGGCACCGUCUUCGUCGACAACGUAAACUCUCCCUCCCUGCAACUCUUCUGCGACUCCCUGAAUCUUUUCGAGGAAUCAGAAGAGGAAACCCUUAUAUUAUUUCUGGUGGUGGUGGUGGCGCAGGGUUACUGGAUCAGUGCCAUCGCGGCGAGGCCGUCGUCGACCCACAAAGGGUACCUGCUGGGGGGACUGGUCUGGUUCGCGGUGCCCUUCUCCCUGGCGACGUCGUUGGGGCUGGGGGCUGUGGCGCUCGACCUCCCCCUGACCAAGUUCGAGGCUGACCAGGGCCUCGUCCCCCCCGCCACCGCCAUCGCCCUCAUGGGCAAGGGCGGCUCCAUCCUCCUCCUCACCAUGCUCUUCAUGUAAGCGCCCCUAUGCUCUUCUUCUUCCAGGGUUCCUGCUCCUCCUUCUAGGAUCUCCCUCUGAAUAAAUAAGCCAUCUUUUUUAAUGAAUCCUGACGGUGGUGUUGGCGCCGGGUGAUUCAGGGCGGUGACCUCGGCGGGGUCGGCGGAGCUGAUCGCGGUGUCGUCGCUGUGCACGUACGACAUCUACCGGACGUACAUCAACCCGAAGGCAGACGGGAAGCAGAUCCUCAAGGUCUCGAGGGUCAUCGUCUUCCUCUUUGGAUGCUUCAUGGGGGUCCUGGCGGUGCUGCUCAACAAGGCCGGCGUGUCCCUCGGCUGGAUGUACCUCGCCAUGGGCGUCUUCAUCGGCUCCGCCGUGAUGCCCAUCGCUUUCCUCCUCCUCUGGCGCAAGGCCAACGCCACAGGGGCCAUCGCCGGCACCGUCUCCGGCUGCCUGCUCGGCGUCAUCACCUGGCUCUCCGUGACCAAGGUGCAGUACGGGCGCGUGAACCUCGACACCACCGGGCGCAACGCACCCAUGCUCGCCGGCAACCUCGUCUCCAUCCUCUCCGGGGGACUGAUCCACGCCGUCCUCAGCUUCGCCCGCCCGCAGAACUACAACUGGGAGUCCUCCAAGCAGAUCACCACAGUGGAGCAGGACAAGAGCGACCUCCCCGACGAGGAGUUCAAGGAGGAGAAGCUCGUCCACGCCAAGCGCUGGAUCAUCAAGUGGGGCCUCCUCUUCACCGUCAUCAUCGUCGUCCUCUGGCCCCUCCUCUCCCUCCCCGCCCGUACGUCAGACAAUAACCAUCUCUCUCUCUCUCUCUCUCUCUCUCUCUCUCUCUUCCUUUCUCUCUCUAACUAAGGGCUUCUUCUGCUUGGUCUGUGCAGGGAAGUACAGCUUGGGGUACUUCACGUUCUGGGCGAUCAUCGCGAUCGCGUGGGGGACGAUCGGGUCGGCCGUGAUCAUCGUGCUGCCGCUGAAGGAGAGCUGGGAGACGAUCGAGAAUGUGUUCAUGGGGAUGUUCACCAACGACGCGCUCAUGGCGAAGAUCGAGGAGAUGAACACCCGCAUGCACGCCAUCCUCGUCUCCUUGCCCGACGCCCAGCAGAUCUACCUCCUCGAGAAGGAGAAGGCCAAGCGCGACGAGGCCCUCGAGAGCAAGGCCGCCGCCGCCGCCGCCGUCACCGAUUCCAACUGA